This is a messenger RNA of Symbiodinium sp. CCMP2592, 1110 nucleotides long. The record is from the annotation of a GenBank genome assembly. Lineage: Eukaryota; Dinophyceae; Suessiales; Symbiodiniaceae.
AUGAAGGCACAGGGCAAAGCUCGGCAUGCAGAUGAUCUUGGUCAUGAGGCUGAGGAUGAUGCAGAUCGGGAUUGUGACAUGGAGCAGGCAGAUGUGGCUCAUGGGGAUGUGGCUGAGGACUGUGAAGUGGCUGACCAGAGCGAUCAACAGGAGUGUGCAGUGGCUCAGGGGGAUUUGGCUCAGGAGUGUGAAGUGGCUGAGUGCGAUCAGCAGGAGUGUGCAGUGGCUCAGGGGGGCACGGUUCAUGAUCCGGAGCAAUUGCCGGAGCAUGUGAAGGACAUGCUCGUGAGGCAUUAUACAACUCAGAGGCCAGCGAACCCUGAGGAGAUUCAUAGCCAAGUGCUGCUGCGAUCUGCUUCUGAGGUGGAGGCAGUGUAUGUGCGGCCUUUGCACCUGGAUGUGCCUGUGCCAGAUACUCCCCUUAAAACCCCUGACCGAGGGACGGAUGAUGUCUCGACAACCCCCAGCACUGUCAAGGUGUACCGGAACACAUCUUCCUAUAAGGCUGCUGCAUCCCCGGUGCCAUUCAUGCCGGAUGGUCCGAUGACGGAUGUGCUCAUGGAGGGUUUUGGUGAGAAUCCGCCGAUUUCUGAGGUUGCAGCUUCAGGGUCGAAUCAGCAGAUGGUGAUUGCCAGGGAGCUGUUCCCUGACAUGUCUGCUACGCACGAUGAUCCUAUGCCACCUGUGGACACGCAUGAGUCUGAGACCUUGCAUGACAACCCAUAUAGCCGAGAGUGUGCAGUGGUUGCGAAGCGUGGGAAGGAACCCAGUGUUUCCGGAACUCCGCUGAAGCCCGACCUUAAGAAGGCCAAGAUGUUGCGACAUGGGAUGGCCCAGGAUGUGUGGCUUUCUGUUGUCUAUCCGUUGAAAGAUGCUGUCCCUGAUGCCAUGCCCCCGGACUGCAUUUUGGAUGGCAGGCUGAGCUAUGCGAUCGCCCCGCCCGACGACAUGCCGGAGGUCUCGGAAUUAUGGGCGCCCGAGGAGUUGGCCGAGAUGAAGGACAUGCCCGUUCGCAUGUCAAUCACAGUGCUCUUAAAUGCUCGGGCCUUCUAUGUCAACAAAUGCUACUUCCAUGGUGAAUUUGAGAUUGGAGCUUUUUGGACAGCAUGA